Molecule: messenger RNA, 2312 nt
Organism: Pongo pygmaeus (Bornean orangutan)
Lineage: Eukaryota; Metazoa; Chordata; Mammalia; Primates; Hominidae
Gene: RASSF1
Product: Ras association domain family member 1
Exons: 5
Coding region: 711-1523 (270 amino acids)
Biological process (GO): Ras protein signal transduction
Cellular component (GO): microtubule cytoskeleton; nucleus
Source: RefSeq, a predicted model, not a curated record
AUUGCAAGUUCACCUGCCACUACCGCUGCCGCGCGCUCGUCUGCCUGGACUGUUGCGGGCCCCGGGACCUGGGCUGGGAACCCGCGGUGGAGCGGGACACGAACGUGGUGAGCGCGGGGCCGAGGGCGUAUGGGAAGGGCGAGGAUGGGCAGGCCACAGCGCAGGCAUUCUCGAGGGCUGCCUGGGUGCCGCGCGCAAGGAGCGUUCUAAUUGCCGAUUUCCCGGCGGCAGAGAGAGGCUAAUUCUGCGCGGGGUCUGGGAGGGGAGCCUGGAUUGCCGGCUCCACAAGGACUCCACCGGCUGCAAGCGGCCCCGGGCCCAGGCUGACCCCGGCUCCAGGCUGACCCCGGCUCCGCGCACGCGCACUUCCCGCACCUUCCCGCCCUCGCCUCCGGCCAGAGGCCACUCUUGUGCGCUUGCGCGGACCCUGGCACCCGCCCCCGUUCCCCGUGGUAGGUGGGGUCUGUGAGUGGAGCUGCCGGAGCGAUGAGGUCAUUCCUGGGGGCGAAGCGUGCGUGUCCCCGCCCCGGCGUUCCUGCCCCAAUGAGACAAGAGCUAGAUCCCGGCGAUCUACGUUUCAGUCUUAACGGUUGCGGCGCGGCUCUGGCCCGGGCGCACGCGCACACUGACACGCGUACACGCACGCACGCUACCGGGGCGGUGGUUGGCGGCUACGGACGCGCGGGACUGGGGGACGGGCGGGUACGGCUAUGGGCGAGGCGGAGACGCCUUCUUUCGAAAUGACCUGGAGCAGCACGACGAGCAGCGGCUACUGCAGCCAAGAGGACUCGGACUCGGAGCUCGAGCAGUACUUCACCGCGCGAACCUCGCUAGCGCGCAGGCCGCGCCGGGACCAGGACGAGCCUGUGGAGUGGGAGACACCUGACCUUUCUCAAGCUGAGAUUGAGCAGAAGAUCAAGGAGUACAAUGCCCAGAUCAACAGCAACCUCUUCAUGAGCUUGAACAAGGACGGUUCUUACACAGGCUUCAUCAAGGUUCAGCUGAAGCUGGUGCGCCCUGUCUCUGUGCCCUCCAGCAAGAAGCCACCCUCCUUGCAGGAUGCCCGGCGGGGCCCAGGACGGGGCACAAGUGUCAGGCGCCGCACUUCCUUUUACCUGCCCAAGGAUGCUGUCAAGCACCUGCAUGUGCUGUCACGCACAAGGGCACGUGAAGUCAUUGAGGCCCUGCUGCGAAAGUUCUUGGUGGUGGAUGACCCCCGCAAGUUUGCACUCUUUGAGCGGGCUGAGCGUCACGGCCAAGUGUACUUGCGGAAGCUGUUGGAUGAUGAGCAGCCCCUGCGGCUGCGGCUCCUGGCAGGGCCCAGUGACAAGGCCCUGAGCUUCGUCCUGAAGGAAAAUGACUCUGGGGAGGUGAACUGGGACGCCUUCAGCAUGCCUGAACUACAUAACUUCCUGCGUAUCCUGCAGCGGGAGGAGGAGGAGCACCUCCGCCAGAUCCUGCAGAAGUACUCCUAUUGCCGCCAGAAGAUCCAAGAGGCCCUGCACGCCUGCCCCCUUGGGUGACCUCUUGUACCCCCAGGUGGAAGGCAGAGAGCAGGCAGCGCCAAGUGCGUGCCGUGUGAGUGUGACAGGGCCAGUGGGGCCUGUGGAAUGAGUGUGCAUGGAGGCCCUCCUGUGCUGGGGCAUUGAGCCCAGAGAACAGUGAAGGAGCUUGCCCCCUGUGUCCACCUGUGGGUGUAGCCGGGUAUGGCUCUGCACCCCUCUGCCCUCAUUACUGGGCCUUGGUGGGCCAGGGCUGCCCUAAGAAGCUGCUCCAGGCCUGCAGCAGGAGUGGAGCAGACAGAAGUCUCCUCAAUUUGUGUCUCAGAAGUGAGAAUCUUGGAGAUCCUACAAACAGAACAGGGUCAUGUUUGCAGGGGUGAGGGCCCUCAUCUAUGGGGAAAGGUUUUGGAUCUUGAAUGUGGUCUCAGGAUAUCCUUAUCAGAGCUAAGGGUGGGUACUCAGAAUAAGGCAGGCAUUGAGGAAGUCUUUGUUUCUCUCUACGUGCCAACUCCUCACACACCCUGAGGUCAGGGAGUGCUGGCUCACAGUACAGCAUGUGCCUUAAUGCCUCAUAUGAAGAGGAUGUCCCUAGGCCAGGGUCUGUGUGAAUGUGGGCACUGGCCCAGGUUCAUACCUUAUUUGCUAAUCAAAGCCAGGGUCUCUCCCUCAGGUAUUUUUCAUGAAGUGUGUGAAUGUAUGUAAUGUGUGGUGGCCUCAGCUGAAUGCCUCCUGUGGGGAAAGGGGUUGGGGUGACAGUCAUCAUCAGGGCCUGGGGCCUGAGAGAAUUGGCUGAAUAAAGAUUUAAAGAUC